Messenger RNA from Carassius carassius (crucian carp), 1951 nucleotides. Its product is annotated as E-selectin-like. The record is from RefSeq and is a predicted model, not a curated record. The coding region runs from base 423 to 1862 and encodes 479 amino acids. The transcript has 9 exons. Lineage: Eukaryota; Metazoa; Chordata; Actinopteri; Cypriniformes; Cyprinidae.
GGAUAUCGCUUCGAUAGACCAAUCUACUUCGAGUGUAAACUAAACGAGCCAAUGCACAUUGACAUGCAAUUAUUGCAUCCAGCUCCAGCCGACCACAGCGUGAGUAUAAGAAGGCAGCAGGUGCAAUGCAUACCAGCUUUUUGCUUCAGAGCCAAACGACAACAUCAUUCUGCUCUGUCCAAGUGUCUUCAGUGAGCUACGAGUUCAACGCACAAUUUUGUAUCUUUUACAACAUGUACAGUGACUAAAAUAGGUCUUUUACCACAGUAAAGUGACUUUUACUUGUUCCUAAUUUGCAUCACAUUUUUGGGGGCACUUAGUCCUGUUUGGUGGGGCAGAGGGAAGGGGACGGUUGUUUUUUAUCUACAUUUCAGAGAUUCACAGACUUCAUGGAUUCAUAUCACCUUUGCUCUUAAGAGUUCAUGAAUAAUUCUUUUGGAAAACAGCUUAAAAUGAAACCUUAUGAGCUGUUUCUUUUUCUUCUGUUAAUGAUCAUAGAUGUCUCAACAAAUGCUCAAGAAGUCACCUGCGAGGGGGAACAACUCAUCAAUGUUGACAUUUUAUUUGGAAAUGCAAGUAUCGUUUCACCUUACAAACCUGGACAUAUUUUAGUUUUUCGAUGCACUGAUGAGAAACAGAAGAUGCGUGGACAUCGAGCAAUUGAAUGCCAGUCAGAUGGAAAAUGGGAUUACCCGUAUCCAACAUGUAUAGAAGUCACCUGCGAGGGGGAACAACUCAUCAAUGUUGACAUUUUAUUUGGACAUCCAGGUAUCGUUUCACCUUACAAACCUGGACAUAUUUUAGUUUUUCGAUGCACUGAUGUGAACCUGAAGCUUAACGGACAUCGAGCAAUUGAAUGCCAGUCAGAUGGAAAAUGGGAUCAGCCAUAUCCGACAUGUAGAGAAGUUACCUGUGUGGGAAAACAACUCCUCAAUGUUGAAAUUUUAUUUGGAAAUGCAAGUAUCGGUUCACCUUACAAACCUGGACAUAUUUUAGUUUUUCGAUGCACUGAUGAGAAACAGAAGAUGCGUGGACAUCAAGCAAUUGAAUGCCAGUCAGAUGGAAAAUGGGAUUACCCGUAUCCAACAUGUAUAGAAGUCACCUGCGAGGGGGAACAACUCUUCAAUGUUGACAUUUUAAUUGGACAUCCAAGUAUCAUCUCACCUUACAAACCUGGACAUAUUUUAGUUUUUCGAUGCACUGAUGAGAAACAGAAGAUGCAUGGACAACGAACAAUUGAAUGCCAGUCAGAUGGAAAAUGGAAUCACCCGUAUCCAACAUGUAGAGAAAUUGCCUGUAAGGGGGAACAACUCAUCAAUGUUGACAUUUUAAUUGGAUAUCCAGGUAUCGUUUCACCUUACAAACCUGGACAUAUUUUAGUUUUUCAAUGCACUGAUGAGAAACAGAAGAUGCAUGGACAACGAACAAUUGAAUGCCAGUCAGAUGGAAAAUGGAAUCACCCGUAUCCAACAUGUAGAGGCCGAGGGAAGUGUGGGCCACCACCACCAGUGAACGAUGGAGAUACAACAGAUAUUAUGAAAAAGGAAUACAACACAGGAGAGAGAGUUGAAUACAUCUGCUUUAGUAAAUACACAAUGGAUGUGCGUUACCCUUUCUCCAGAUACUUGACCUGUGUGCAAGAAGAAUGGAGCGGGAAUGUUAAGUGUUUAAAGCCCUGUACAGUGACAGUGGAGAUAAUGAAUGAAAGAGGAAUCGAGUUGGCCUUCGCUGAUCAGCAAAAGUUGUUUGCACCACAUGAUGAUCACGUCACCUUUAAGUGUCAGUCGGGCAAAAGACCAGUAGGUGUUGACUUCAGACAAAAGUGUAAUGAUGGAGAGAUGACUUUGCCUGAGUGUGUGUGACAGUGGAAAUAAAACAUAGAUGAAGCAACAGCUGUACUACGAGGCAAGAAGAACUUGAGCAGAUCAAAAUAAAACUUCCCUAUUCAGUU